Molecule: messenger RNA, 3183 nt
Organism: Guillardia theta CCMP2712
Lineage: Eukaryota; Cryptophyceae; Pyrenomonadales; Geminigeraceae
Exons: 10
Coding region: 1-3183 (1060 amino acids)
Molecular function (GO): protein binding
Source: RefSeq, a predicted model, not a curated record
AUGCCGGGCUUCAGCAGCACGAUCAUCUCAUGCACGUCGGAGGGGGAGAAGACGACGUUCGUGUGGCGAGUGGGACGAGUGAAUACAGUCAGUUUCGGUCAGUGUGUCACUUCUCCUAUCGUACGUGUGGGAGAGAAGAGCAACUGGAAGGCGAACUACUUCCCUAAGGGGUUCACUGACCCUGACUAUGCUUCUCUCUACGUUACGAACUUCGAUUGCGAGAACAAAGGCGUCGACAAGCAGGAGCCCACCAAAGUGACCGUCUCUGCCUUUGCUACUGUGAAUGUUGUUAUAAGACCGAAACCUCCUCCUCUGGGCUCCGCUCCAGCCAAGGAGAACAAACCCAAGCCGAAGCCGGAAGUUGCUGAGGACGACGAUGAUGAAGACGAUGCCGGAAGCGCCAAGACGGAGGUCUCUACCGUGAAGCCAACUUCAAAGAAGUCGAACAAGUCGGGGAAGGGAUCCCAAGCGAAGAGCACGAGCAAGAGGUCUGGAGCCUCGGGGUCUAAGUCUGGCGGAGGAGAAGGCGGUGGGGAGGCGGCAGCUGACAAGCCGCCCAGUGCAGAGCCCAUCAUGCAGGAGCUCUCUCAGAUGUACACUAACAUAGAUCACUCUUGGGGUUGGGAGAAGCUGCUCGAUAUGGGUCAGUUGUAUAGUUGGAAGUCCGGGCUCAUGUUGGGGUUCUACAAGCCUGAGAAGGAUGGAUCGGUUCCCGAGGAAGCAAGGACGAAAGUGCAGGAUGGUUAUAUCGACAUUGAAAUCACAAUCUUAGCGGUGAGCAAUAUCAGAACGAACAAGCCCAAGAAGGAGGGGCAUCUCACCCCCUUGGGAUACGAGAGGACGAUAUGGGUGGUGUACGAUUUGAAACGACUGUCUGAGUCGAUCGGGCCAGACAAGAAGUUGACGUCUUCAGAAUUCAAAAGUGAUGGAGAAUGGUACUUCACACUUUAUCCGAGCGGCUAUCAGAAAGGUGCAGACCCGGCCAAAGUGCAGAAAGCGGGGAAAUUUAUCUCCUUGUUCCUGCACUCUUCCAAGAAUCAGGUCGAGCUGGGUUACUACAUGAAGCAAUCAUUCCGUCUUGGUAUCAAGAAGUUCAACCCUGGAGAUACUGAUGUCAACCAUCCUGAUAAGAUCCCCUUCGAGCCCAUGUUCUUCCCCAGCCCCGACCUGAAGAUCAACAAGAAGCAAUUCGAGUGGAGCUCUCAGUGCUUGGCUCUCUUCACCCCGAAGCAAAGAUGCUUCGGCAAGCGCUUCUUCCUUCCUCUCGAGAUCUUUGAGUUCGGUAGAGACGAAUUCGACAACCUUCCCGAAGGCCCUGCUGGCGCUGCAGGUGGAGCCGAAGGCGGGGAGAAGGAUGAAGACGCCCCUGCGGAGGAAAUCUGGAAGCCAACGCCAGAGCUCAAGGCCAAGGAGUUCGUUGCUGGAGGCUGGAAGACCGGGGGUGCAGUAGCGUUCUGCUUGGAGAUGCUGGUCACGGACAUGGUCACCGGUACCGUCCAGCACAUGCUUCACCUCACUCCUAACAAGGAGAUCUUCCCCAAGGCCGAGCAUGGGCCUCAGUCGGUCGAGUGGAUCGAGCAGAAGGUGUGCAAGGAGACUAACGAGGAGUUUUCCGACGUCCCCUACUUCGGCAAGCCCAAAGUCAUCUGCUACGAGUGCGGGCACGCGUUCACUCAGGAAGUGACGUCGUACCAAGCGAGGUUGGAGGAGUAUGGGUACGAGAUUGGACGCGAGUACAUCCUUGACAUCCUCAUGAGGGAGGAGGAGCACUGGCUGGACGGCCUGCUCAAGAACCUCAACGUGGCUGAGAAGGUUGACAACGUUGUUCGGUCCCUCACGGCACAGGCAGCGAGGUUCAAGUCUCAGAUCAAGAAGAAGGAAAACGAGGAGGGGGAAGGAGAGGAGGUCGUGGUUGACCCGAAGAAGGAGAAGGAGAAGGAGAGGGCCAUGGCGAAGGAGAGGGAAAAAGAGGUCAAUCGGCAGCUGGCCUACGAGGACAAGAUCCGCCUGCUGAGAAAGGAGAUUGAGGACUCGCACUUCGGCAAACCGAUCUGCCUCAAGUGCUUCUCAGCAAGGCAGAAACUGACGCACCAUGAGACCAAGGUCGUGUUUGCGAAUGAACCGGCCAAGAUCGCAAAGAGGAAGGCCCACCUGGGCGCCAUGCCGAUUCAGAACUUGAAGGACCCGCUGCACGAUCUCGACCAACCGCUCGGGAGAUGGGAGUGCCCGGACCAGAACGCCAUCACGGGCUUCAAGGGAGUCCAUAGGAUCCCUCCCAAGAACCCUGAAGGCAAGUACCUCUACAAGGAGCACGGAGGCAUCAAUUCCAUCAACGCUCGCGUGCCCGUCGGUGCCAACUGCGCGUGGGACGUGGGCAUGCUCAAGUCCAACAACGUAGAGAUGCAUGACUUCUUCCGAUGGGGAGGAAACUUCCGGUACAAGUGGAAGGAGAUGCAGGCGAUCCUAGAGAGCAAGUUCCAAGAGAUGGACGGGCCCAAGGGGAUGUACAACGUGAAGCUCCUCGACGACCCCUGCCGGCUGCAUGCCGCGGACCCCUGGAUCUUCAACUGCCUCCCAAAGGCCGUGCAAAAGCCGAAGCCGGGUGAGAAGCAGUCGGACGAGUCGGGGAGGACGGCGAUCAGAGUCAGAGCUGCCCUGGAGGCGAGCACGGGCAGGAACUGCAUGACCCUCGUCAGAGGAGGCGUUUGGAUGGAGCCCAAGGAGCUGACGCGCCAGUGCCAUGGCAGAGUGAACAGGGACGGCAUCACCCCAGAGGAGGACGAGGAUCAGCCCCUCGACGGCUUCUGCGACGUCCGGUUCGACCUCAAGGAGAAGGCACCCGAGCAGUUCCACUGCCUGUGGAACGGCAAAGUCUACUGCAACAGCUGCACCUCGUACCGCUGCAUGAUCCCUGAGUUCACCGACCCGCCAGACAAGGAGGUCAAGGAGGGGUACCGAGUUUGCUUCGAGUCCAAGGACUACCGGGGCAAGCGACCGGCCGGGAGGAUACAGCCUGUCUCUAAGAAGCCCGAGGAGGAGGAGAAGCCAAUGAAGACGCCGCUGCCGGAGGAAGAUGAGGAUGACGACAAGCCAAACCCGAUGGUGGAGCUACUUCGAACCAUCCCACUAUGCGGCAAGAAGUUGUCCAAGAGUCUUGAUGAGUUCCUUGACUCGUUGGAAUGA